Messenger RNA from Naegleria gruberi, 927 nucleotides. RefSeq lists its product as uncharacterized. The record is from RefSeq and is a predicted model, not a curated record. Gene Ontology annotation, cellular component: mitochondrial inner membrane. The coding region runs from base 1 to 927 and encodes 308 amino acids. The transcript has a single exon. Gene Ontology annotation, molecular function: ATP:ADP antiporter activity. Gene Ontology annotation, biological process: mitochondrial ADP transmembrane transport; mitochondrial ATP transmembrane transport. NCBI's taxonomy places the organism in Eukaryota, Heterolobosea, Eutetramitea, Acrasida, Naegleriidae.
AUGUCCAUAAUCGGAUCAUACCCACAGAGUGAUUUAAUUGAACAACAUCCUCUCAUUCGAUUAGUGAAGAGAUUAGCAGGCAUUGGCAUGGAAAGUGCACUUGUAAAAUUACCAUCAACAGCCAUGUUUAAUGCUAGGUGUAUUCUACAAACCUCAGCAGCACUCCCAAAGUUACAUGGGUAUAGCUUACAUAAGUCUGCAGAUAUUUGGAGUAAAAUUGUUGAAGAUCAGGGAAUAUUAUCUGUUUGGAGAGGUUAUCCAUUGGAUGUGAUGAAGAGUAUUAUUCAAUUCUUUUUAAAUCCAUUUGCUUUUGCUAUUCAAAGAAGGAUUGUUCCGAGAUUUAAUCCGAAUCAGGAUUUUGUAAAAUUCUAUUUGAGUAGUAUUGGAGGAGGAUAUUUAACGAGUGCGUUUAUACAAACAUGUCUUAGACCUUUGGAAUAUUGUAGAGUUAAAUUAGCUUUGGAUACUAUUGGAAAAAGAGAAUAUACUGGAGCUUUGGAUGUUAUUAAGAAAACUGUUAAGGGACCUAAUGGAAUUGCUGGUAUUUAUUCUGGAUUUUCUGUGGCUCUUGUAAAAACUCUGGUUUACAGAAUUUCAUACUUUGCUCUAUAUGAUUUAUUGAGAGUUAUUAAUCCAUAUUCAUAUGAUCGUGAUGCACUUGGAUUGUUUACUAGAUUGUUUACCGGUCAAUUUGUUGCAUUGGCUAGUUUGACUUUGUGUUUCCCAUUUGAAGUUGUUGAAAGAAAGAUGCAAGCUCAAGCAGACAAAGAGGAAAGUGAACGCUGCUACAAAGAUGCUAUUGAUUGUUUCAAGAAAACUUACAAGGAGGAAGGAGUUGCAGGCUUCUUCCGUGGUCUUCAAAAUAAUCUUGCCACAACCAUUGGUACUACAGUUGCCUUGUUUGUAUCAGAUAUGUUGUUCAGGUAA